AUGGCCGCCCUCCGCCAGAGCUUCCAGGCAAUGCGAUUGGUCGCCGCUCGUCGCGUCGUUGCGUCGCGAGGCUUUAGCGCGGUGCCCCAUGCUGCCGACAAGUUUGUAGUGGACUUCCCCGAGGAGCACGAGGGACUGAACAUUGAGUUCAACUGGUCGCUCGCCGAUGACGACGUGACGCCACAUGGCGACGCGUUCCGCAACCUCAGCUGGCCGAAGCUCGAGGCACUGGCGAAGCAAGAGACGCCAGGCGACAAGAAGGUGACGAUCAAGGAGGUGGACGUGAACCUUGUGUUCAACGACUUUGAAGGCCUGUACGAGCAAGUGACGGAGCACUUGUCGACCGAGCCGAACUUGUACACCCAGGACGGGGCCGCCGGCUCGUUCAAGGACGACCGCACACGUGUGCGCGUGAUCUCAGACUCGCCAUUGGUGGCGCUCUUUGCUCAGAGUUUGCUCGUGCGUGUGCCUACGAAGGACCCACACGCUCGUCGCCCGAUCGUGGUCUAUGUCGCCACUGGAGGCGAGUACAAGGGCAAAGAGCCAGAGGCGCAGCUACUGCUGGACAACACGGACGAGGGCCUGCCGUUUGUCAAGGUCGUCAUCACUGGCGCGGCUGAUCUCGCGACCGUCAAGGACGCUAUUGGCUUGGCCAAGAAGAAGCUGCUGGAAGUAGCGGAGUCCGCGUCGCUCGUGGUCCCGGCUGACGUCGUGGUCAAGAACAACAAGACAGCUCUGGUGUUCAACGCUACGAGCGCUGGACGUGCUGCAGCUAUCAACCAAGGCCAGCUUUACAGUGCUCACUUGAACAUUUGGAACCCGACGGGCGUGACGUCGCUGUUCGGCGGUGCCAUCGUGGGUGGUGCUCACAAGGUGUCGAAGAAGCACGUUGUGGCAAUGAAGGGCGGCGUGUCAGUGUACGUGCCGUGCAACAACCUCGUGGAGCACCCGAAGGCUGCUAUUUUCGUCGACAAGGCUGGAAAGGGCGUGAAGUCGAUCUCUUCGGCGGAAGCGGCCGCGUUGGUGAAGAAGGUGGACGCUGACGUUGACACGGAGAAGUUCCAGGCGCUACUUACGAAAGCCGAUACCAAGAGCUUUGUUGUGUCGAGCGACGCAGACGUCGAGGCAGCGUUGGCGAAGCUGUAA
Messenger RNA from Hyaloperonospora brassicae, 1146 nucleotides. The record is from the annotation of a GenBank genome assembly. Lineage: Eukaryota; Oomycota; Peronosporomycetes; Peronosporales; Peronosporaceae.